This is a messenger RNA of Trachemys scripta elegans, 1857 nucleotides long. RefSeq names its product tigger transposable element-derived protein 1-like. Bases 607 to 1143 code for a protein of 178 amino acids. The transcript has a single exon. The record is from RefSeq and is a predicted model, not a curated record. NCBI's taxonomy places the organism in Eukaryota, Metazoa, Chordata, Testudines, Emydidae.
AGCAUGGCGGUCCCGGGCUGGGCGCAGAAUGGGAAGGUGCCAGAAGCAGGUUCCCUGGCCUCUACUCAGCCGGGGCUGGAGCUGGCCCCAGUCAGGCCCAGAAGCACAUGCUUCCCGCUCCUGUGGUCUCAUCCCCCCAGGAGCCGGAGGGAUUGGCUAGAUUGGUGAGGCUGGAAGCUUCUCCCAGAGGAGACACGUGGCAUGGUCAUGUAUCCUCCCCUUUACUUUGUGCUCCCUUUCCCCAGUAUUAGGAGGCACGAAUGGUCUAUGCUGGAGGCUGGCCUAACGCUAUAAAACUUGGGUCUUGUGUUGAUAUCAGUAUCACAAAAACUAUUAAAAUACAGUGCUGAUUGUACUUAAGAGCUUGAUCCUGCAAGAUGUGGAGCAGUCACAUAGCCCAUUGAAGUCAGGAUGAAUUGAGGGUGCUCAGCACCUAUGUAACAAUCUAUAAAACUCUUAUCAGAUACCCUUUAAUCUCCCAACAUGCACUUUAAUUAAUCAGAAAUGGAGAGUUAAAUAUAAAAUGUGAUUUGGGGAAGGAGCUUAGGCAUUUGAUUUUAAAUCCUUUUAGGAUCAAAAAUCAAAAAGUCAUGUGAUUUGUGAUACAUGGGGUCCCCAGUAUACAUCUCCCCCUUAUCCGCUGUUUCGGAUAUCCCUCUCUCCUCAAUAGGGGAACGUGUUCCAAUUACGUUGUUCCUGAUCCACAUAUCCAUCAUUUACACAGUUCGGGACCAGUGUGAAUUGGAACACGUUUCUCCAUUGUACAGUACAGUACUGUACUUGUGUCCACUGGUCACGUUCAAGGCUUAUUACCUACAGAGGACAUUCUCCGUGCUGAUUAAGGAGACGGCAGGUGAAGGAAAGUCAAGUGUAAAGGAGUUUUGGAAGUUCUACAACAUUUUGAAUGGCGUGGAAAACAUUGAUGCAUCGUGGGAAGAGGUCACAUCGCAAUGUAUGAACAGCAUUUGGCACCGUGCAUGGCCAGAUGCUGUCCACAGCUUCGUGGGAUUUGAUGCCGUUCCUUCUCUCGAGCAAGAAAUUGUCAAGUUGGUGAAGGAUAUCGGCUUCGAGGAGGAGGAUGUACAGGAGUUCUUAGAGUCUCACACUGAGCAACUGACAAAUGAGGAACUGUUUGAGCUGUAGUAACAAAGGAUAUCCAAAGAAAGCAAGGACGAUGAUGACAAUGACAUAGGGCAGGAAGCCAGGAGUCUGAUGACAAAGAAUCUCUCCCGUUUCUUUGGAUUGCUGGAUGAGAUGACGGAAAUCAUACAGAGUGGUGAUCCUUUUCGUGAACAGACUGCCAAAGUCUCCAGGGCUGUCAAUGAUGCAGUUGCUUGCUACAGGGAGAUCUAUCAUUCAAAGAAGCAUGCAGGAGAGCAAACAUUGAUAAAAUCUUUUUUUAAGACUGCCGCAACCAAAAAGCCAGUCAUGGAAAAGCCAGCCCAAGAAAACCCAGCCGCCACCCCUACCUAAGUUUAGCGUAAUUGACACUGUUUUAUACUGUAUUAUUGUACUGUAUUUACUGAAUUAAAAUGUUCUUUGUGUUUGAACGGUGUUAGUAGGUUUCUACAUUUUUUAUUCAAUGUUUUAUGUGUAAAACAUGUAGUGUAUAACCUGUCAUAAAAAGGUACACUGUUUAGGCGAAAAGAGCAUUGUCAUAGGCGAGUGUGGUGAAGUAGUGAACGCAUCCCCCCCCUUAUUUCAUUAUUUCUGAUGGGGGAAAAAUUCCCCGGUAUAUGUCGUUUCGGUAUCCACUGACCUUUUCAAGAAUGCGACCCCAAUGUAUGCAGGGGACUCCCUGUAUAGUAAUGAAUGUUUACUUAGGUCUGGGCUACACUAGCGGGGGGGGGGGGUGGA